Messenger RNA from Rangifer tarandus platyrhynchus (Svalbard reindeer), 405 nucleotides. The record is from the annotation of a GenBank genome assembly. Lineage: Eukaryota; Metazoa; Chordata; Mammalia; Artiodactyla; Cervidae.
AUGCCACGUGUGGUGCUGACGGGGCUGAUCAUCAGAUGCCGGGUUGAAGCCAGCUCAGCCCACGCUGAUGUCUGUGCUGGGGGAUCUGACACCUGGCUCACCUGCCCAGACUCCUCCAGACACAGCCACACACCGACCCCUGCCUGGACCCAGCCCCCCAGCGGCCAGAGGGGACAAGUCAAGGACUUUCGGAGUCUCCUUGCUUCUGCCAGGUGUCGCGGCCCCGACGUGGCUCUUGUUGGUGUUAAUGAUUUCCUCUUCGUCUCCAGCUGGCUCGUGCUCCAGCACCUCCAGUCGCCCCAUUUGAUCUCUGCACCCGGGAACAAGGUAAUUAAGGCGGCGACGAUUUCAGAGAACAGCUCUGCCUCGACGGGCUGCCCGGCCCCAGACAGCGCUCCAUCCUAA